AUGGCUGAUCACCGAAAUGGAAAUGCAAAGACUACUAAUGACAAGGGAGGGGGAGCAGCCAAUGGUUACACUAUCAAUCUGGAUAACUUCAGUAAGCGGUUGCAGAUGUUAUAUUCACACUGGACUGAAUACAAGGAUGAUUUAUGGGGUGCUUCUGAAGUUCUUACAAUAGCAACUCCUCCUCCAUCAGAGGAUUUGCGAUAUUUAAAAUCGUCAGCUCUAAAUGUGUGGUUGGUAGGAUACGAGUUCCCAGACACGAUUAUGGUAUUCAUGAAGCAACAGAUCCACUUCUUGUGCAGCCAGAAGAAGGCCUCUUUACUUGAGGUUGUGAGAAAAUCUGCUAAGGAUGUUGUGGGUGUGGAAGUUGUGAUGCAUGUGAAGACCAAGAAUGAUGACGGGAUUGCGUUGAUGGAUUCUGUAUUCCGUGCUGUGCAUGCUCAGUCAAGGUUGGAUGGUCAUGAUAACCCUGUUGUUGGACACAUAGCAAGAGAGGCUCCUGAAGGGCAGCUUUUGGAGAAAUGGGCUAAGAAAUUAAAGGAUGCACAGUUUCAGCUCAGCGAUAUAUCAAAUGGGUUCUCAGACCUGUUUGCUGUGAAGGAUCUUGCUGAGAUUACAAAUGUCAAGAAAGCUGCAUAUUUGACUUCAUCGGUAAUGAAGCAUUUUGUGGUCCCAAAGAUGGAAAAGGUCAUUGAUGAGGAGAAGAAAAUUUCCCAUUCAUCAUUGAUGGAUGACACGGAGAAGGUCAUACUUGAACCUGCAAGGAUAAAAGUGAAGCUGAAGGCAGAGAAUGUUGAUAUUUGCUACCCACCAAUUUUCCAGAGUGGUGGAGAGUUUGAUCUCAAGCCUAGUGCAUCAAGCAAUGACCUGAACCUUUACUAUGAUUCUAGUAGUGUAAUAAUAUGUGCAAUCGGAUCUCGCUACAACAGUUACUGCUCAAACAUUGCUCGAACUUUCUUGAUAGACGCCAACCCAAUGCAGAGCAAAGCUUAUGAGGUUCUCCUCAAGGCCCAUGAUGCAGCAAUUAGUGCUUUGAAACCAGGGAAGAAGGCUGGAGCUGCAUACCAAGCUGCCCUUGCCAUAGUUGAGAAGGAUGCUCCUGAGUUAGCUGCAAACUUGACAAAAUCAGCUGGAACAGGAAUUGGCCUCGAGUUUCGUGAAUCGGGGCUUGGUCUAAAUGGGAAGAACGAUCGCUCAUUGAAAGCAGGCAUGGUUUUCAAUGUCUCGCUUGGUUUUCAAAACUUGCAGACAGAGACCAAGAACACAAAGACUCAAAAGUUCUCUAUUUUGCUUGCGGACACAGUUAUUGUUGCUGAAAAUGCUCCAGAAGUGGUGACUUCUAUGAGCUCUAAAGCUUUGAAGGAUGUGGCAUAUUCCUUCAACGAGGAUGAAGACGAAGAAGAGAGGCCCAGAGUCAAAACUCAGGCUAAGGGUGCUGAGGCAGUCUUGUCGAAGGCAACACUCAGGUCGGUUAACCAGGAGAUGUCAAAGGAGGAGCAGCGGAAGCAGCACCAGGCAGAACUUGCCCGCCGAAAAAAUAAAGAGACUGCUAGGAGGCUUGCCGGUGGGGGUCUUGGUUCAGCAGAUAACCGUGGUGCCAUGAAACCCUCUGGUGAGUUGACUGCUUACAAGAACAUUAAUGAUCUACCUCCCCCAAGGGAUUUAAUGAUUCAGAUUGACCAGAAGAAUGAAGCCAUUCUCUUGCCUAUUUAUGGAAACAUGGUCCCUUUCCAUGUUGCCACUGUAAAGAGUGUUUCUAGCCAGCAGGAUACUAAUCGUACAUGCUAUAUCCGAAUAAUCUUCAAUGUACCUGGCACUGCUUUCAAUCCUCAUGACUCAAACACAUUGAAGUUCCAAGGAUCAAUUUAUGUUAAGGAAGUUUCAUUCCGCUCAAAGGACCCAAGGCACAUAAGUGAAGUGGUACAACUAAUUAAAACCCUCCGCAGGCAGGUUGCCUCCCGGGAAUCGGAGAAAGCCGAGAGGGCAACUUUAGUUACACAGGAAAAACUUCAGCUUGGUGGUGCCAAAUUUAAGCCAAUAAGGUUGUCGGAUCUAUGGAUCCGUCCUGUGUUUGGCGGUCGGGGAAGAAAGCUAACUGGUACUCUAGAAGCACACACAAAUGGGUUUCGGUAUGCAACUUCAAGACCAGAUGAACGUGUGGACAUCAUGUAUGGUAACGUCAAGCAUGCAUUCUUCCAGCCAGCAGAAAAGGAAAUGAUCACUCUUCUGCACUUCCAUCUGCACAACCACAUAAUGGUGGGAAACAAAAAAACUAAGGAUGUGCAGUUCUAUGUUGAGGUAAUGGAUGUGGUCCAGACAAUUGGAGGUGGAAAGAGAUCCGCCUAUGACCCUGAUGAGAUUGAGGAAGAACAGCGAGAGAGGGAUCGGAAGAACAAAAUUAGCAUGGACUUUCAGAACUUUGUAAAUCGAGUGAACGAUCUGUGGGGACAACCUCAAUUCAAAUCUCUUGAUUUGGAGUUUGAUCAGCCGCUGAGAGAGCUUGGCUUUCAUGGGGUGCCCCACAAAGCGUCGGCAUUUAUUGUCCCAACUUCAAGCUGCCUGGUUGAGCUUAUAGAGACACCAUUCGUGGUAAUCACCCUAAAUGAGAUUGAGAUAGUUAACCUGGAGAGGGUUGGUCUUGGGCAGAAGAACUUUGACAUGACCAUUGUAUUCAAGGACUUUAAGCGAGAUGUCAUGCGAAUUGAUUCUAUACCUUCAACAUCACUGGAUGGCAUCAAGGAGUGGCUCGAUACGACAGACCUCAAGUACUACGAGAGCAGGCUUAACUUGAACUGGAGACCUAUAUUGAAGACAAUCACUGAUGACCCAGAAAAGUUCAUAGAGGAUGGUGGAUGGGAAUUUUUGAACAUGGAAGCUAGUGAUUCAGACUCCGAGAACUCACAGGAAUCAGACCAGGGAUAUGAGCCUUCAGAUGUGCAAUCAGACUCGGUAUCCGAAGAGGAGGAGGAUGACAGUGAGUCACUAGUGGAGUCUGAGGAUGAUGAGGAUGAGGAUUCUGAGGAAGACUCGGAGGAGGAGGAAGGGAAAACAUGGGAAGAGUUGGAAAGGGAAGCAAGCAACGCAGACAGAGAAAAAGGGGCUGAAUCAGACAGCGAGGAGGAGAGGAAGAGAAGAAAGAUGAAGGCAUUCGGGAAGGCUCGGCAACCUGAUAGGAGUCGUCUGGGCAGCAGCCUACCUAAGAGGGCCAAAUUGAGGUAA
Ilex paraguariensis (yerba mate) is the source of this 3216-nucleotide messenger RNA. The record is from the annotation of a GenBank genome assembly. Lineage: Eukaryota; Viridiplantae; Streptophyta; Magnoliopsida; Aquifoliales; Aquifoliaceae.